Messenger RNA from Drosophila novamexicana, 2051 nucleotides. RefSeq lists its product as uncharacterized. NCBI's taxonomy places the organism in Eukaryota, Metazoa, Arthropoda, Insecta, Diptera, Drosophilidae. The record is from RefSeq and is a predicted model, not a curated record. Bases 609 to 2027 code for a protein of 472 amino acids. The transcript is spliced from 5 exons.
GCGGUUCACGCAACGCUAGCUAAAACUUGGCCCAAACUGAGCCUGACAGCUUGACAACAGCCAAUUUGCUGGCCAUUUGGCUUUUCAAUGUUGGUUAAAACAAUUUUUUAAAAUUAUGUAAAAAAAAUAAAACAAAUUGUUUAGUGGUUAGCUAUAAAAGUAUCUGUAUCUUUGAUCAAUUGUAUCUGUGCUGCAGUAUAUAAAUAUAUAUUUUAUGGGCUUUAUGCUUAGAUCAAGUGUACGCUGUAAGUGCAGUGCGGAGUGAAGAGCGAAGUGCGGUGCGCUCUAAAUCGUUUAUAGAACGUGCAAAGCGUUAACAGUUAAACAAAUUCAUUUGGCAUAGGCCGAAAACAACAUGACUGUUCAGCUGUUCAGCAUGCUAAUGGAGUUUUAGAAAAGAGAAAACUGUCGCUAUUCAUAUACCAUAUUAAGAGAACUUUUGGCAGGCAGCGCAAAAGAACGCAGCAGAAGACAGGAAUCAGAAUCAAGCCAAUUGAAACUCUCGACACUCGUCAGUCCGAGCGCAUCAAUCAAGCUGUAGACGUGGGUGCGCAUGCUGGUCGUCUAGCGGAUCGCCCCCACAAUCCCUUGCCCCUAGUCCCAGCCAAAUGUAUGCCGGUCGCGCCACGCAAUUUGCCAAAACCAUCAGCAGCAUGGCCUGCAGCAUACAGAAGCAGCCCUCGCAGCCAGGACCGCCGACAGCCAUGACCAUGACGGCAACUGGCGUGGGCAUGGCUGGUGUUUCUGGAGGCGGCGGUGCCAGCGGUGCAGGCACUGUGCCCUCCACGCCCAAGUCCAACAAGGCAGCCGCACAGCCGCGUGGCUCGCUGCCAACGGAUGUGCAUCAGCCGCCGCUGGAAUUCCAAUGGCCGCCGCCGCUGCCUGUGUCCAGUCACACCAGCAAUUUGCGUCUGAACAUGAUGAACCAGGAUCCCAAGGAUCUGCACACGGCACGCGCCAUAAUUGAGGAGCUGCGCUCCAAGGUGCGCUUCCAGACGGAGCACAUUAUGAAGUGGCGCAAGGCCUACGCCAUGCAGGUACAGCAACAUUAUCGCUAUCAGAAGGAGAAAUCGGAUCAGAUGAAUUCGCUGACAUCGCAGCUGCUGCUGCUGGAGUCGCGGCUAAAGCGCAAGCAGAAGCAGAUUGCGAGCCUGUUAAGCCAUCGCGAGCUGACCAUACAGCGACAGCAGAAGAUCAUUGAUACACUGUCGACACGUCUGGUGGAUCAUGGACUGGAGAGCAUUGAGGCGAGCUACGCCAAUGAGCUGGACUCUCUGAACGACUCAGACUCGGCGGUGGUGCUGGAGGACAUUGACUCGGACAGCAACAUGACGCUGGGCACGCGCCGCAGAAGCAGUGGUGGCGGGUUGGGCGGUGUUCUGGGCAGUGAUGGGAUUACCAUUGUGCGGUCCAUAUCCGAUGCCAUUGAGACAAAUCUGAAUAAGUAUGGCGCCGCCAGGCGCAACAAUUGCUAUCUGCGUCGUCCGGACAUACUGGAGACUGUGUACUCCGUGGAGGAGGAUCCGGAGCCCACCACAGAUGUGGCCGAGAAGCGCGACAAGUUCAAGAAUCGAUCGGACAAGGCGCUCAGCUCUAGCUCCACCGAGGGACAAAUCGAUGCAACGGCGCCCGCCUCAUCGGGCACGCCCAGUGCGCCGGAGAAAGCCAAAGACACGUGUAUGGCAGCGGCCAUGGCCGUGCCGCGUCGCCAAUUGGGCGCACUGAAACGCUCGCCCAGCCACGACGCGCCAUGCACCACGCUGAGCGUCAAAGUGCCCCAGCUGCAGCCGCCCACAUCCGCGGAUCAGCUCAACGGCAAAUCGCAGGUGACCACCUAUAAUCGGGUCAUGUCCAAUCAUCGGUCCGUGACCAAGCCGAAGGAUGUCAAGUACAAGCGCAUCAACAAGGCCAAGUCCAAGAGUCUCGAGGAGCUGCGUGGCCGGCUCAAGAAUCUAGUGGAGCGACCUGGUCUCGAUGCCGGAUACACAGCCGGCAUGAUGCCGCAGACGGCCCAAUCGUAUGCGUGACACACGCCGCCGCCAGGCGACGCC